This is a messenger RNA of Linnemannia hyalina, 1740 nucleotides long. NCBI's taxonomy places the organism in Eukaryota, Fungi, Mortierellomycota, Mortierellomycetes, Mortierellales, Mortierellaceae. The record is from the annotation of a GenBank genome assembly.
AUGUCGCGCGAAAUGCUACAAACCCCUCACGGUGCAACCAACAACGCCCGCCCUCAUGACCAAGGGGACGGCUUCCCUGUCAAACCCUUGUCCUCAGGAACCCAGGUCGGCUCCAGCACCGGCACUAGAGGAGACUCCGCUAAUGGCAGCGGCAAUGGCACUCGCUCCUUCGUCGGUCGGCAUCGUAAGAAGAUCCUUGUUGGGACUGUCGUCCUUACGCUUAGCGCGGUCGGUGUCUUAAUUGCGCUGCUUGUCAAGAGGCCUUGGAACCAUAAUGAUGAGUCGUCGUCGUCGUUCUUUGGUGGGCAUCGUGGCGGUACACAUGGAGAUGGCAAUGGGAACAAUGCAGCAGGAAACAAUAAUGGAUCCCCACCCAGGUUCGACAACAAGUCAGUGGUCCAAAUUUCGAGCUCCGUCCGAUGUAAUGCCCAUACCCCGCCCCUGGACCAGCCCUUCGAGUAUGGCAAGCAGCCCAUCCGUGGCGUUAAUCUUGGUGGAUGGCUCGUCCUAGAACCGUUCAUCACCCCCUCGAUGUUUGAACCCUACAUCUCCCAGAACGUGACGGACGAGUAUACGUUGACGAAACUGUUGGGUAAAGAAAAGGCGAAAGAGUACCUCCAGAAGCAUUACUCGACCUGGGUCACCGAAGACACGUUCAAGCGGAUUCGUGAUCUGGGGCUAAACCAUGUUCGUAUCCCUGUGGGUUUCUGGGCUUUGGGUGGGUUGACGGAGGAUGAGCCAUAUGUUCCUGACCUGUCGCUGGAUUAUCUCUUACAAGGAUUGAAAUGGGCAGCCCAGUACGGUCUCCGAGCCAUGGUCGAGAUCCACGGAGCGCCUGGAUCACAGAACGGAUGGAACCAUUCCGGAAGAAGUGGCGAGAUCCGGUGGAUGAAUGGGACCCCCGAGGGCGAGAUCAACGGCGAGCGAACGAUCGAGUACAUCAAACAGCUGACAAGACUCCUCCAAGGCCCUGGAAUGGAACAUGUGUCGCCCAUGUUUGGACUGUUGAAUGAGCCCGCGAUCUUUAUGUUGGAACGCCCACCGAUCGACAAGUGGUACAAGAAUGCGUUUAAGGAGUUUAGGAACAUUACGGGCGCUGGAAAGGGGCCUUGGGGGGUUCUGCAUGAUGGCUUCUUGGGGUUGACAGAGUGGGAGGGUUUCAUGCCCAAUUCUGACCGCCUCGCCCUUGAUGUGCACAACUACCUGAUCUUUGACCACAACCUAAUCCGUCUCAGCAGAAAUGACCAAGUAAACUUCCCCUGCGACGUCUGGUCCAAAAACAUGCAAAAAUCCACCGCCGCCUUUGGCCCUACCCUCGUCGGCGAAUUCUCCUCCGCCACCAACGAUUGCGCCACCUACCUCAACGGGAUCGGUGUCGGCUACCGUUGGGAUGGAUCCUUCCAACCCGAAGAGGACCGCAUCAAGGGCCUCCCCCUCGACGAAGCCGCCUGCCAGCCAAAGUUGCAUGGGGCAGAGGAUGGGUAUUGUUCGUGCAAGGAGCAGAACCGGAUUGGGUAUUAUACACCCGAGUAUCGAAAGUUCCUGUCAGAUUUUACGCAGACGCAGAUGGAUGCUUUUGAGCAAGGGAUGGGGUGGUUUUAUUGGAAUUUCAAGACGGAGACAAAUGCCCUUUGGUCGUACUUUGAUGGUGCUGAACAGGGCUGGAUCCCCAAGGACGCCAACAACAGACCAGGAGGAUGCCUCUCCCUCGGACGCUCCAUUGAACCCUACUCUGGUUAA